AUGCUUCGCAUUCUCCGCCCGCAGUUUCUAACCUCGUCCCUGCUGAUCCCAGGGCAUCUCUGGUCUCAGGACAAACCGCAGUUUCUAAUCACGUCGCUGCUGGGCCUAGGGCAUAUCUGGCCCAAGGACAUUCCGCCAUUCUCAAUGACGGCCCCGCAGCCUUGGGAGCUUAUGAGGAUUAUCGAUGCCCUGGGAAACCAGGAGAUCUAUACCUAA
Molecule: messenger RNA, 216 nt
Organism: Penicillium chermesinum
Lineage: Eukaryota; Fungi; Ascomycota; Eurotiomycetes; Eurotiales; Aspergillaceae
Exons: 1
Coding region: 1-216 (71 amino acids)
Source: RefSeq, a predicted model, not a curated record